Molecule: messenger RNA, 1583 nt
Organism: Durusdinium trenchii
Lineage: Eukaryota; Dinophyceae; Suessiales; Symbiodiniaceae
Source: the annotation of a GenBank genome assembly
AGCUGUCGCAGCACAGGGCGAAAGCCCCUUCGCCUGCUGCCAUGUUCGUGGUUGGAGCUUGCCUUGCCCUGGGGGCGUGGUCCACCUUUGCAGUGGCGGAGGAGGACUGUGAAGCUCCCAGCAAUAUCCUCUUGCAAACGGCCCACCAGUCGCGACGUGAUGGGGAGAUGAUGUACCACUGGCCAAAUGGACGCGGGCGCUUCCCCUACUUUGCAGUGUCGGAGCAUAUUGGCCCAUUCGAUCUGAACAAUAGCUUAUCUUGGUCGUGGCAUCACCCAGAGGGGCGUUUCCAUACACUCACCUGGGGCGUGAACAUUGACCAUGAGAUGAAUGUGUAUUUAUCAGCUGCCGAUGGCUUCAGGAAGUUCGACAUGGAUGGCAAGCUCAUGUGGGAAAGAAUCAUUUUGCCGCGCACCACGAUGAAUACUGGGGCCAUUUAUCAGGGCAAGUUUUUCGCAAGUGACACCGAUGGUGGAGUUGAAGCGGUGGAUAUGAAGGAUGGUUCAAGGGUGUGGUAUACCAAGCUCGCCUCAGCCAUCUGUGAAGACAACGGAUUUAAUAUGGUUCACCAAGGCGUCUUGUUCGCCGCUGCGGACUGCAGUCCGCCCUGCAACUAUGACAAGACGUGCAACCAGCUUGUGAAGGCUUUGAACGCCACCACCGGAAAGGAGUUGUGGACCUACAAGCCGGACACGGCGGUGUGGAACUUCCUGGCGCUCUUCCCGGACAUGGAGACCGUCGUGUUCCAGGACAUGUCGGGCAAGGUGUAUAAAUUGACUCUCAACGGCGACGUCAUUUGGAAGGCGGGUGGGCUGAAUGGCACCUGGACCGACGGAGGUGCUGCCUUGGGGCCCAAUGGCAUGGUGUAUGCAGUGAACAACAACCAUCCGCCCGAGGGCUUGUCCCCAGUGGGCCAGAUGGAUCCUCCCACAAUGCCAGGUCAGGUGACAGCCCUAGACGUGGUCACUGGCGACAUCGUGUGGCAGGUGACCACGCCUCGGCCGCCCAACAACGCGCCGGCGGUGGGAAAGGUGCAGGGCUGGGAAGGAUUGUCGCUGGUCGUGCCCCUGUGCCAACAAGUGAUCAAAGGCGCCCAGUGCGAUGUGCACGUUUACAACGCCAAGACGGGCGCGUUGAGAUGGGUCUUCCAUGGUCCCACGCAAAAACACCUGCUGCAGGCGGGUGACGCUGAAGGCACACAAACGAGAAUCGACUCGGGCGUGCGGUCAUGGUGUUUGCCGAACGGUUGGAGUGCACCAACCAUCGCUGCUGAUGGGGUGGUCUUCGUGGGGAACGAGGAUGGCCUCUUCUUCGCGCUUCGAGAUUCAGACGGAGAUGGUCGAGCCAUUGGUGUUGACGAGGUGCGCGCCUUCGACACCAAAGCGGCCUUCAGCGGUUCCAGUUCGCCCGCCCUGGCUCCACAGAUGGUGGCCGUCGCCUCCUGCGAUAGCCUCUUCGUCUUUAAGAACUGAGGAUGGCCGUAUGUGCCCACAGUUCUGCACUUCCGCCAGCGAGGAAAAGGGCGUUAAGAAGUGAAGGGAUUGGGGUCUGGCUAGAACCACAGGACUCAGAUUAAUUGCCUG